CGGCAUUGGACAACUCUUCAAUGACAAGGCAAAUGAGCUGUAUAUUCGUCCAAUAUAUCAGACCAACUAAUUUUACUAUUCUUACUAUAAAAAGCCCGUAUCUUUUCCUACUUCCCUUUUCGUACAUAAUAAAUUAACUCACCUUAUGCUCAACCUUCGGACUGGUGUCUCUGCACUCCGACUCUUAUCACGCCCCAAAGCCACUAUUAGUGCCACCGUGCUACUACACCUACAAAACCAGAGUCUUAUCAGCGCCAUCAAGAGGAGAGCAAUGUCUUCGGCUGUAGCUAAGCGCCUUGAGGGCAAGACGAUCGUAAUCACGGGAGCCUCAUCGGGUAUUGGUCGGAGCACGGCAUUCGAAUUCGCACGAACCGCCCCAAAGAACUUGAAACUCAUUCUGACAGCUCGUCGUGUCGACACCCUAAAACAAAUUGCCGAUGAAAUCGCCAAGGAGGUUGGUGAUGGCGUGAAAGUGCUACCGGUGAAGCUCGAUGUGAGCAAACCCGAAGAAAUCCGAGGAUUUGUACCUGGCCUACCUGAAGAGUUCCGCGAGAUCGCUGUGUUGGUUAAUAAUGCCGGCCUCGUAAAAGGCGUAGCCCGAGCGCCCGAGAUCGCCGAGGAGGACAUUAACAUCAUGUUAGCCACCAACGUCACCGGUCUAAUCAAUAUGACCCAAGCCAUUCUGCCUAUCUUCCUUGCGCGGCCCGAUGGUGGUCGCGGUGAUAUCAUCAAUAUCGGCAGUAUCGCUGGUCGUGAUCCUUACCCUGGCGGUGGCAUUUACUGUGCUACCAAAGCCGCAGUUCGAAGUUUCACUGAAUCCCUCCGCAAGGAGCUUAUUAGUUCCCGCGUUCGUAUACUAGAGGUCGAUCCUGGCCAAGUCGAGACCGAAUUUUCGGUCGUCCGAUUUUAUGGUGAUAAGGCUAAGGCGGAUGCUGUUUAUGCUGGUUGCGAGCCCUUGACACCAGAUGACAUUGCUGAGAUUGUAGUGUUCGUUGCUGGACGAAGGGAAAACGUAGUGGUGGCCGACACUCUUGUCUUCCCUAAUCACCAAGCUGGCGCUGGUUUCUUGCACAAGAAAUCAUAAGAGGUUGCAUUUGGGGAAUUUGUACUGUAUUGAUGAAAAAUAAAUGCAUUGAUAUCUACGAAAGCCAGCCCAUAUGAUAUGGAGACAAUAUACCAUCAUAUCUAAACUGACACUACAAUUUCCCUACCUUGUAGCCCAAGAAAUGUGCUGUCUUAU
Molecule: messenger RNA, 1240 nt
Organism: Hypoxylon trugodes
Lineage: Eukaryota; Fungi; Ascomycota; Sordariomycetes; Xylariales; Hypoxylaceae
Product: NAD(P)-binding protein
Exons: 4
Coding region: 146-1084 (312 amino acids)
Cellular component (GO): cytosol
Molecular function (GO): oxidoreductase activity
Source: RefSeq, a predicted model, not a curated record